UCUUUUGUGAAGAAACAUCUUUCUCACUCACUUUGUUCACUCUUUCUCAUGCCUACUGAGAUAAAAGGGCUUCAACAUCUUGCUUGAAACAUCAUCUCGGCGUUGUAACUCCUCCGUUCUAAUUUUGCACUCUCGGCCACACCAGUUUUUGUGUGAAACAUCGUCGCGUCACAAUGCCUUUGGGUAAGACUAUGCCUGAGGUCAAUGAAGACAGCAGAAUCUUGGGCUACGACCCGUUGCUCUCUCCCCAAUUCCUCCAGAUUGAAGUUCGAGCACCUCCUCAUGCGAUCGAAACCGUCCGUUCCGGUCGCAACCAAGCCAUCGAAGUGAUCCAACAGCGCGAUGACCGCCUUCUCGUCGUCGUCGGCCCAUGCUCCAUCCACGAUCCCGAUACUGCCCUUGAGUAUGCACGAAGAUUAAAGGCCAUCUCCGAAAAGCUCAAGGAUGAUUUGUGUAUCGUCAUGCGCGCUUAUCUUGAAAAGCCCCGUACAACCGUCGGCUGGAAGGGUCUCAUCAAUGAUCCCGACAUCGACGGAUCCUUCAACAUCAACAAGGGCCUACGCCUGUCCCGUAAGCUCUAUGCCGACUUGAAUGGCAUGGGCAUCCCAAUUGCAAGCGAAAUGCUCGAUACCAUUUCCCCACAGUACCUGGCUGACCUUAUCUCGCUGGGUGCUAUCGGCGCCCGUACCACCGAAUCGCAGCUCCAUCGGGAACUGGCUUCAGGCCUGAGUUUCCCCAUCGGGUACAAGAACGGCACCGAUGGUAACUUAGGAAUCGCCAUCGACGCUAUCGGUGCAGCUGCACAUCCACACCACUUCCUCGGUGUAACCAAGCAGGGAUUGGCGGCCAUUACCAAAACAAGUGGUAACGAACACGGUUUUGUAAUCCUCCGGGGUGGUAACAAAGGAACAAACUACGAUGCAGAGAGCAUCGCAGCUGCUCGCCAGGAACUCCGAAAGAAAGGACAGCGCGAGAUCGUCAUGGUCGACUGCUCUCACGGAAACUCGAAAAAGAAUCAUCUGAACCAGCCAAUUGUAGCCAAGUGUGUCGCCGACCAGCUGCGUAAUGGCGAAGAGGCCGUCAUUGGUGUCAUGAUUGAAUCGAACAUGUAUGAGGGUAACCAGAAGGUUCCUCCCGAAGGACCGUCCGGCUUGGCCAAGGGUGUCAGCAUCACGGACGCCUGCAUCAAUUGGGAAAUGACAGUCGAUGUCUUGCAGGAUCUGGCCGACGCCGUUCGUACUCGCAGAAAGGUCCGUGGUGCCAAAGCCAAUGGAGUCAAUGGCACCUCCUAAGCGCAGACACACACAAAAAGUCAAAUGACCAGGGUUAAAAUCAAAAAAUCGAUAGAGGGGAUUCUUUUAGAAGCUGCAUUUUGUUUUUCUCUGUGCCUGCAUCUUUUUUUGUGUUCACCUUCCGUUCGGCCUGUUGUUCUCCAUUGAAACCAAAUUCUCCUGCAUGCGAAAAUAAUUUGUUUCUUGUCACGCACCGGACUCAUGAUGAUGACACUUACCUUUGGUUUCAAGGUUCAUAAUCUUUUUGACCUUUUUCUUUUUC
Molecule: messenger RNA, 1554 nt
Organism: Coccidioides posadasii C735 delta SOWgp
Lineage: Eukaryota; Fungi; Ascomycota; Eurotiomycetes; Onygenales; Onygenaceae
Gene: ARO4
Product: 3-deoxy-7-phosphoheptulonate synthase
Biological process (GO): aromatic amino acid biosynthetic process
Cellular component (GO): cytoplasm
Molecular function (GO): 3-deoxy-7-phosphoheptulonate synthase activity
Source: RefSeq, a predicted model, not a curated record